GCUAUUGGCUGAUCACAGUUAGAGGCUGCUUAAUGUGCUGGAGGGAUCCCCUGGCUUGUAGGCUAAGGAGCAGCUGCUUAUCAAGGAAGACCUGAUUGGCAUGUUUGCAUGAUGAGUUAGGCUAAUUAGUUGAAUUGCAGGGUUCCUCUAGUCAUUUCUAGGUCCGGAUAAGUGUGGGGAAAAAAGAGAGUAUGGGAAAAUAUGUGUGCAUCCAAACUUUUGCUCCUAUUCUGUUUUCUAAAAUAGAAAUUCUAAAAUAGAAUUCAGAAUGUCUAGAAAUAAGUAGGCAGCCAGUACAGCAAAAAUAUCUAGGCUACCACUACGGGGUCUAAUUUGCUAGCACAAGCUAAUGUUAAUCACUUCGCAAAAUCAUUUUGCUAAUUCAGUGCCCUGCGCAUGACCUUACACACAAACAUGGGUGGGUCAGAACACAGCAGAUGAAGCUCUCUAACUGAUUUUCUUUAAAAUCACACACCAUUUUAUUGAAACUUAUGGUUACACUUUACUUGAAGAUAUCUACAUAAAAGUGACAUGACACUGUCAUGAACGUGUCAUAACCAUUAUAAGCAAGUCAUGAACGUUUAUGACCUAACGCUUCUCUCAUUAAGUGUCAUUCCGUUUAUGACAAGUUAGAGUUAGGGUUAUGGUUCAUGUGUCAUGACUGUGUCAUGUCACUCUUUUGUAGAUACCUUCAAGUAAAGUGUUACCAAACUGUCAUGAGUACCAAGUAGGUCACAAACUCAUUAGUCACCAAAUACAGCGGGAGCUCGGCCAUACUUAAUUUGCAGUCAUUUAUGGUUCCCACAGAGUUUGGAAAUUUUAGCCUGGAGAAAUAUGGAAUUUUAAAAUGGAAAAUGUGUAGGAACCCUGGAAUUAGUUUGUUGCUACAUUUGUUUCUUUAAACUGUGCUCAUGAGUGCAUUCAUUCAGGUUUUGCAAGUAUCUAUCUAUCUAUCUAUCUAUCAAAGGUUAAUGUUAGAUUGGUCCGUUUAGCCUGAAAGUCGGUCUGUGUUUAGGGUGGACAUGGGGACGUGGGGGUCAGAUGGUCAGGGCUGGAUUAGUGGCGCUGCUUGAGUUUGGGCUGCAGCCCGCAGAUUCCCUUCAGCAUGUCGCCCAGCUAACGCCGACAACACAUCCCCAUCUACACCCCAUAAUAUACAUGUAAUCGGUGAAGUGUGGACUAACUGGACAUAGCUGCAGCUUAACAAGCACUGCUGGCUGGUGAGGCAGGCCACAGCAGGACACAACAUACAUGUCAUAAAUUCUGAGUCUGCAUACUAACUAAUUCCCAAAAACCUGGAUUAAACAUUUACAUGCAACAAAGGUGUGUGCGUUUGUGUGUGUGUGUGUGCGUGCGUGUGUGUGUGUGCGUGCGCGCGUGUGUGUGUGUGUGCGCGCGUGCGUGCAGCUCCAGGCUCUGAUGGACAAAGUGGGGACUAUGGGCGGGGCCUGGAAAUUUAAUCUGGGGAGGCAGGGCAUAGGAUGGAAUUUUGUAGGUCUUUUAAGGGAAGAUUAUAAUCCCACUUGGAUUUACGGCGUGCAGGAUAGGGGGAGGGGAGUGAGAGAGAGAGAGAGAGAGAGAGAUUAGGGGCACAGGGCCAGAUCUUCUUAGAUCUCAUCUGUGCAAGUGCACUAGUGUGGCAGUAGUAUUGUCAGUGCUGACCUGUGAUCAGUUCUCUGAUGAUACUCCAUUCAGCUCAACCUUAGGAGCCAGUGCAUCCAUCAGAUCUUCCACCAGUACUUUUGAAUCUUGUAUCUGACAAAGAGGGCAGCUUUCAUUUCCUAAACAUCGUUGGUAGAAAGUAUAGAAUUGUUCUGAUUGGCUGUGGUGAUGCAUUGAAGUGUGGCAAUGCUCGACCUGUAGGGUAGUGAACUCUCUGGUCUAACACGAGUGAUGACACACUGAUGUCAAUGUACACAAUGUUCAUUAGAGGGAGAGAGGGGGAGAGUGCAAGGUAGAGGGAGCAAAAUGGGAGGUAUAUGUUGGCUCACUUUUUUGUGUGCACAUGUAUGUGUGGAGAGGGGUGACAUGGAGUCCACUAUCACACUCUCGAGUGGUGGUUCUUGUAUAAGAAUCCUUACAUAAGUACUAUCCCUACACAGCAAGAGAGGAUUGUGGGAUUGAGUGUGUGUGUUUGUGUGUUUGUGUGUGCGUGUGUGCGUGUGUGUGUGUGUGUGUGUGUGUGUGCGCGCGCCGAGGGAGGUAGUAUUAAAGGCAGUGUGUGGACUGGAUUUACGUUCACAUCUGUGCAACCCAGUGGCUUUCGUCUGUCGUUUCCUUUCUGCCCUCUCUCUCUAUCUCUCUCUCUCUAGGUCUCUCUUUUCCACCUUUCCCCCUUCACGCUUUACUCCACUCUCCUCUCCUCCUUUCCCCCUCUUCACUCUUCAUCCCUCUCUCCAGCUCUUCCUCUGCCUCCUUUCCACAACCCUUCUUCCAAUUUACAGCGUGAAUUUCUAUCUGCUGGUCACCCCUCCCCCCCACCUCUCUCUCUCUCUCUCUCUCUCUCUCCACCCCUCUCUCUCUCUCUCUCCAACUGAGCGGUUGCUUUGCUGCGGCAUUGUAGGCAUCUGUGCAGCUAGCUGGGCUGUGUGUGCGUUGCUGUAGUCAGCGGUGUGGGCUGUGCCAGUUUGAAGCGUAGCGUUCGGAGCCGCGUGCCGAGGGUUGGGGCUGACAUGGUGCUGGCGCUGGAGCAGAGGCUCUCUGAUGGGGCGGAGCCGGGCGUAGGGGCCGAGGAGCCCGAGGAGUCCGGCGAGGGCGACCACACCGCUGAGGGCGAGGAGGACCACACCGCCGAGGCUAUGCAGCAGGUGUUGGAUAAUCUGGGCGGGUUGCCCACCUCCACCGGAGCCAAAGACCUGGACCUGAUCUUCCUGCGAGGGAUCAUGGAGAGCCCAAUCGUACGUUCACUCGCUAAGGCUCAUGAGCGUCUGGAGGACGUGAGGCUGGAGGCGGUACAGGAGAACAACAUGGAGCUGGUCAACGACAUCCUGGGAGACAUCAGUGUCCUGACGGUGAGAGACGACAGCGCUGCGGAACUCACCAAAAUCCUGCAGGAACCCCACUUCCAGUCUCUGCUGGAGGCUCACGACAUGGUGGCAUCUAAGUGCUAUGAGGCCCCUCCCCCGCAGGACAUGAGUAACGAUGCGCUGGUGAACAGCGCUCUCAUGCAGGCAGACGCGGUCAGGAUGAUUGGCAUCCGCAAGAAAGCCGGAGAACCUCUGGGUGUGACAUUCCGUGUGGAGAAAGAUGACCUGGUUAUCGCACGGAUCCUCCAUGGGGGCAUGAUUGACAGGCAAGGCUUGCUCCAUGUAGGUGACAUCAUAAAGGAGGUGAAUGGGAAGGACGUUGGGAACAACCCAACAGAACUGCAGGAGAUGCUGAAGGAAUGCAGCGGAAGCAUCACCCUGAAAAUCCUGCCCAGCUACAGAGAUGCCCCUGCACCUCCACAGGUCUAUGUGCAGCCUCACUUUGACUACAAUCCAGCCAAUGACAAUCUGAUUCCAUGCAAAGAGGCGGGGUUAGCCUUCCAGCGAGGGGACAUCCUACAGAUUGUUAAUAGGGAGGACCCUAACUGGUGGCAGGCUUGUCAUGUUGUGGGUGGAGCUACAGGUCUGAUACCCAGUCAGUUCCUGGAAGAAAAGAGAAAAGCGUUUGUUCCUAAAGACUGGGAUGGUGCAGGUGCUCUGUGUGGCACAAUAAGUGGGAAGAAGAAGAAGAAGAUGAUGUAUCUCACAGCCAAAAAUGCAGAGUUUGACAGGCAUGAGUUGCAGAUUUAUGAGGAAGUUGCAAAGAUGCCGCCUUUCCAGAGGAAGACCCUGGUUCUGAUUGGUGCUCAGGGAGUGGGCCGCCGCAGCCUGAAGAACCGCUUGGUGGUGCUGCAACCCGAACGCUUUGCAACCACAGUACCAUUCACGUCACGGCGGCCGCGUGACGACGAGCGCGAUGGCCACUCCUACCGCUUUGUGUCACGGAUAGAAAUGGAAAUUGACAUCCGAGCUGCCCGCUACCUGGAGCACGGCGAGUAUGACGGCAACCUGUACGGCACCAAGAUCGAGUCCAUCCACCAGGUGGUGGAAACAGGCCGAACCUGCAUCCUGGACGUCAACCCUCAGGCGCUUAAAGUCUUGAAGACAUCAGAGUUCAUGCCAUAUGUUGUUUUCAUUGGUGCGCCUGAGUUCGAAACCCUGAAAGCUAUGCACAAAGCGGUGGUCGAUGCUGGAAUCACUACCAAGCAACUCACAGAUGUGGACUUGAGGAAGACCGUUGAGGAGAGUGCACGCAUCCAGAGGGCGUACAGCCACUAUUUUGAUUUGACCAUUGUCAAUGAUAAUUUGGACCAUGCAUUUGAGAAGCUUCAGGCAGCAGUUGACAAACUCUGCUCAGAGCCACAGUGGGUCCCGGUCAACUGGGUUUAUUGAGAGUGUAAAAUACACAUGCACAUAGUCUCACACACACAAACACACACACAUAUCACUCUGAAGGGUGUGUGUGUGUUUGUGUAAAUACCUCUGGCGACUGGUGUAGUUUGUGUGGCGGAUUACCCAUUCGCUGCACCAGAACAGUUUUAGCCACUCGUGUGUGUGUGAGUGAAACAAAAUCCCGCCCCCUUUUGCAUUUUCCAAUGAAGUGUUAUUUUCUACUGAAUCUGAAGAAUCUUUUAUUUAUUUUAAUAUUUGCAAGUUUCUACAAGAAAAUAUUUCUAAUCACGACAACAAGGAAUUCAAAAGGAGAAAAUUGGGAGAGAGAGGAGCUGUAUGAGCUCUCAUAUGUUCUAACUCACUGCUGUGUGAGUGUGCUAUUUUUUUUUAUUUUUUUUUGUAGCUUCCUGGACCCAAUGCUGUUAGUUCACUUUUUGUUAACUAAAAUGGUCGCAAAAGAGAAAUGCAUCUUGUAGCUAAAUUGAAAAAGGGCUUUACUGGAACCAAGACAGCAGGUCAAGAACAAGGGCAAAAUGGAGACGGGAGUGUUCCAGAACCCGAAUGAGAAAAAUCCUUCAGAAUUGUUUACAAUGGUGUGCUGAGGUUGGUUGCCAUGGUCGUGGUGGUAUGAGACGAGCUGAAGCACAUCGCAGAGACCCUCAGACAACUGUGAUAGAUCUCAAGACGUCACCUCUAUGCUUUUACCAGUUCUCACUUUCAGAAGUCUGAUAUCCCCUGUGCAUGUCUGUGUGUCAUAAUGACAGCUGUGUUUUGUAGCUUUUGUCUCAUUUCUUGUAAUGUUUUUAUUAUGUGUUAAAAAAAACACUAUUUGUCACACAAAGAUCACUUUAGCUUGGAGAUCUAGUCAUCAGAUUCCCCAUUAUGCUUUUUGUAGUUUUUUUUAAAUGGAACCAAAGUCACCCUUUUAGGAACCACUCAUGUUGUUCCUCUGUUUAGCAUACAUGAUGUUCUUUAGAUUUUCUAUCUGUGUCGUUGGUGAAAACUUGUCUCCCACAAUCCUUUUGCUGUGUCACCUGUUUGCCAAAGCCAACUUGUCCAUCAAUGUGUUUGUGAAGUAACUGGUUCAAAUUUUGUUUUCAUUUGUCUUUAUUACCCUCACUGGUACUGUAAUGAUAUUAUGUAUACCUCUGUAUACAACGCAAUAAAAUAACAUUUUACCCUCUUGAA
Messenger RNA from Alosa sapidissima (American shad), 5606 nucleotides. RefSeq names its product protein associated with LIN7 2, MAGUK family member b (gene pals2b). The record is from RefSeq and is a predicted model, not a curated record. Gene Ontology annotation, molecular function: protein binding. Gene Ontology annotation, cellular component: plasma membrane; cell-cell junction. The transcript is spliced from 12 exons. Lineage: Eukaryota; Metazoa; Chordata; Actinopteri; Clupeiformes; Clupeidae. Bases 2673 to 4418 code for a protein of 581 amino acids.